Messenger RNA from Nicotiana tabacum (common tobacco), 977 nucleotides. Its product is annotated as thiosulfate sulfurtransferase 16, chloroplastic. The record is from RefSeq and is a predicted model, not a curated record. Lineage: Eukaryota; Viridiplantae; Streptophyta; Magnoliopsida; Solanales; Solanaceae.
UGCUUACACUAGUCUACUCCAUCCCUUGGCUUCUUCCUUAAAUAUCCCUCUCCAUUUCAAUUCUUACCAUUAACACAAUUCAACAAAGAGCUGAUCAUCUUUUCAAAAUCUCACUCAUUCUAUUGAAUUUCAAUCACAAAUUAGAAUUGCAAUCAUGAGAAUUCUUUCCCUUCCCUCCACCUUAUUUUCACUUGUUGACUGCCAAGUUCCCAAGAAUUUGACGUAUGGGAAUGUAUCAUCAGUGACAUUGAUUCCAAUGGCGAGGUCUCAAUUUCAGCCUCAAAAGAGACGUAACUUUGGCACUAGCAAUACAACUCCGGGCUUUAGUUGGAUGGCAACAGUGGGAGAGAAAGUGCAGGUCUCAACCGUUCCUACUUCAGUUCCAGUUCGUGUGGCACUUGAAUUACUCCAAGCUGGUCAUCGUUAUUUAGAUGUCAGAACUGCUGAAGAAUUUAGUGAUGGGCAUGCUCCUGGGGCCAUAAACAUUCCGUACAUGUUUAGAAUUGGCUCAGGUAUGACAAAGAACCCCAACUUCUUGGAAGAAGUGUUAGAACGUUUCGGGAAGGAUGAUGAAAUUAUAGUUGGGUGCCAGUUGGGGAAGAGAUCAUUUAUGGCUACGAGUGAUCUUCUUGCUGCUGGGUUUACUGGGGUGACUGACAUUGCUGGAGGAUAUGCUGCUUGGACAGAGAAUGGUCUUCCUACUGACUCUUGAUGUACAACAUUAAUAAGCACAAUAACACCAUCUUAAUUACUAUGAACAGUAGUCAAAACGAAGUCAAUUCCCUUAAGCACAUCAAAAUGCGGACAAGUGUGGUGGAAGUUAUAAAGAAGCAACUUGAAAAUACUUGUACAGUAAUUUUUAGGCGAUAUCCUAUAUAUGUGGUGAAUCUGAUAAGAUUACUGAAUUUUAUUUACCAUAUGUGUAAAUGUUCUCCUCAUUCUGAUGAAAUAAAUAUUAUUGCCUGAAAGUGCUCUCA